AGACGGCUGGCAUGGUGUUGGCGUUGGGUCCUUGGCUUUUUUCGGAGGGGGAAGCCCGAGCGGAGAAGCCACGAUGGAAACGCCGCCGCCGCUGCUGCUGCUCCAAGCGUUGGGAUGUACCAAAUUAUGCCAGCAGAAACCUCUGGAUUUGAAAGAUAAUACUGAAGAACACUGUUUUGUUAGAGUGAAUCCUUGGCACAUGAAGAAAGCUUUUAAAGUUUUGAAUGAAUUAAGAAGUCAAAACCUAUUAUGUGAUGUGACAAUAGUAGCCGAAGACGUGGAAAUUGCAGCUCAUCGAGUUGUAUUAGCAGCUUGCAGUCCAUAUUUUUAUGCAAUGUUUGCAGGUGAAAUGAGUGAAAGUCAAGCAAAGAAUGUUCGAAUCAAAGAAGUUGAUGGUUGGAUCCUUAAGAAGCUUAUUGAAUACAUUUACACAGGUGAAAUUACAAUUACAGAAGAAAAUGUACAGGUACUACUCCCAGCAGCUAGUUUGUUGCAGCUGCAGGAUGUAAAAAAAGGUUGCUGUGAUUUUUUGGAAAUUCAGCUUCACCCUACCAACUGUUUGGGUAUUCAAGCAUUUGCUGAUAUGCAUGCCUGCAUUGAGCUUCUGAAUAAGGCCAACACAUACACAGAACAGCACUUUACUGAGGUUGUAUUAGGUGAUGAAUUUCUCAGUCUUGGUGUAGAACAGGUGUGCAGCUUAAUAUCCAGUGACAAACUAACAGUAGCUUCAGAAGAAAAGGUAUUUGAAGCAGUGAUUGCUUGGGUUAACUAUGACAAAAAUGUGAGGCAAGAACUCAUGGCACGUCUGAUGGAACACGUUCGAUUACCUUUGCUGUCAAAAGACUAUUUGGUCCAGAGAGUUGAAGAAGAGAUACUUGUUAAAAAUAGCAGUGCAUGUAAAGAUUACCUAAUUGAAGCAAUGAAGUACCAUUUGUUGCCACUUGAGCAAAGAACAUUGUUUAAGUCCACACGAACAAGGUUAAGAACACCUUCCUGUCUUCCAAAGGUGAUGGUAGUGGUAGGAGGGCAAGCACCAAAGGCUAUCCGCAGUGUGGAGUGUUAUGAUUUUAAAGAACAGCGAUGGCACCAAGUGGCUGAACUGCCUUCCAGAAGAUGCAGGGCAGGAGUUGUACACAUGAAUGGCCUUGUCUUUGCUGUUGGUGGCUUCAAUGGCUCCUUGAGGGUUCGUACUGUGGAGUCUUACGAUCCAGUAAAAAACAAGUGGACAAGCAUUGCUAGCAUGCAAGACAGAAGAAGCACUCUGGGCGCUGCCGUAUUAAAUGGGCUUCUAUAUGCUGUAGGAGGUUUUGAUGGGAGUACAGGUUUAUCCUCAGUAGAAGCUUAUAAUAUGAAGACUGAUGAAUGGUUUCAUGUAGCUCCAAUGAACACAAGGAGAAGUAGCGUUGGAGUAGGUGUAAUGGGAGGUAUGCUGUAUGCAGUUGGUGGCUAUGAUGGUGCAUCGCGUCAGUGCCUUAGCACAGUGGAAUGCUAUAACUAUAAUUCAAAUGAGUGGACCUAUGUUGCAGGAAUGAGUACUCGACGUAGUGGAGCUGGUGUUGGGGUUUUAGGUAACUUACUCUAUGCAGUUGGAGGACACGAUGGCCCUUUAGUUAGAAAAAGUGUUGAAGUUUACGAUCCCACAAUUAACGUAUGGAAACAAGUUGCAGAUAUGAACAUGUGUAGGAGAAAUGCAGGGGUGUCUGCUGUGAAUGGACUGUUGUACGUGAUUGGAGGAGAUGACGGCUCUUGUAACUUGGCCACAGUGGAAUAUUAUAACCCAGUGACAGAUAAAUGGACAGUUGUAUCAUCAUGUAUGAGUACAGGAAGAAGUUAUGCAGGUGUGACUGUUAUAGACAAACCAUUGUGAAUUGGUGCAGAUAUUUUCCCUCUUGAUUAUGCACUUAAAAGCAAGCUUUUGCAAGUAGCGUUGAAGUGAUGAAGCAUCCAAGCACUUCUCAACUUGUAGCUGUGCACUGAGACAUGUUGGAAA
This is a messenger RNA of Pseudonaja textilis, 1990 nucleotides long. RefSeq names its product kelch like family member 2 (gene KLHL2). Gene Ontology annotation, molecular function: protein binding. The record is from RefSeq and is a predicted model, not a curated record. Lineage: Eukaryota; Metazoa; Chordata; Lepidosauria; Squamata; Elapidae.